This is a messenger RNA of Paecilomyces variotii, 2099 nucleotides long. RefSeq names its product Metallo-dependent phosphatase-like protein. The coding region runs from base 249 to 1907 and encodes 552 amino acids. The record is from RefSeq and is a predicted model, not a curated record. Gene Ontology annotation, molecular function: phosphoprotein phosphatase activity. Gene Ontology annotation, cellular component: cytoplasm. The transcript is spliced from 3 exons. Lineage: Eukaryota; Fungi; Ascomycota; Eurotiomycetes; Eurotiales; Thermoascaceae.
UUUUCCCCAGAAAACGGUCUGGGCGCAUCCGUGGUCAAUUAAUUAAUUCCCACCUGUCAGUUGGAGGCGCCUUGAGAUGACCUGACAACGGUCUUUCUCUGCUGGAUCGCCUAGACAACUUUCGCGGAGUUGCGUCUUCGCAACAUGCCCACGGGCCGCCGACGACUUUGCUCGUAUUCGCUGGCCGUCUAUCGUGACCUGUUAUCGAGGCCGCAGUCGACCGGGGAGAGGACAAUUGUGACCUAAACAUGACUCGACGCUUGGUUCGCACCGGCUGUCAGCUCGGUUUUCUCGCCCUUUUCGCCUGUCUGCUCGUCGUGAUUCUCGACAACAAAUUCCGUGUCCUACCAGAUGCCAUCCACGGCCAUCUCCCCACACACCAUCCCGGAUUCAUUGUUACCGAUGUCACGCUGGCCUCUUGUAACAUUAUCAAUGUGUUCUCGAGCUGCAAACUCGAUCCCGAUCGCUGGCAGCGCAUCGAGAAGGACCUGUACCUGAAUACGGGGUGGACGUCCAGGGCCUACCUUCACUUUGAACGGAAGCGAGAAGAAGACCUCGCUGACGGGGACAAAGUUGUAGUGGACCUCAAAAUCAGUCGCUUUAACCCCGGGACAAGUGAGCUUUCCGCAGAUGGACAAGACGACUGGGAACCAAGGCCAGGGGGUAUAUGGCUCAAACGAACGGCAGAACGCCACGCCAGCGAUUCUGGGAAAGCGCUCACCUCUAUCGACGUUCUCUUCGGUGCAGAUGCAGUGGAUCCUCGUCACAACUGGGAGAUGAGAGAUACCCCGUUGUUGUUGGACAGCGGAACUGAGGCGCAGGAAGCUCGGCUCAGCAUACGGAGAGGACCACCACCUAAGAUCACGAAACCGGUUCCGAGGAUCAAUGAACAUGGGCGGUUCAAAAUUAUGCAGGCUGCUGACCUUCACCUGAGCACUGGCCUUGGGAAAUGCCGUGAUGCUGUCCCUGAGGAGCUGACACCGGGUCAGAAGUGCGAUGCUGAUCCUCGAACGCUUGCGUUCGUCGAGAGGUUGUUGGACGAGGAGAAGCCAGAUCUCGUCGUUCUCAGUGGCGAUCAGGUGAACGGAGAAACAUCUCCAGAUGCACAGACUGCGCUGUUCAAGGUCGUGAAGCCACUUGUGGAUCGCAAAAUCCCUUACGUGGCCAUUUUUGGCAACCAUGACGAUGAGGGCGAUCUGAACCGACAGCAGUUGAUGGAGAUUCUGGAAGAACUGCCAUACUCUUUGUCUGUUGCUGGUCCUGAGGAUAUCGACGGAGUUGGAAACUACUAUGUCGAGGUCCUCGGCCGUGGAAAGACCAGCAACUCUGCCCUGACACUGUAUCUCCUCGACACGCACUCUUACUCUCCGGACGAACGCCAGUUCCGAGGAUAUGACUGGCUGAAGCCUAACCAGAUCAACUGGUUCAAGGAUACCGCGCAAGGAUUGAAGAGAAAACAUCAUCAAUACACUCAUAUGCACAUGAACAUGGCGUUCAUCCACAUACCGCUUCCCGAAUACCGCAAUUCGAAUAAUUACUGGAAGGGAAACUGGCUGGAACCUCCAACAGCGCCGGGUUUCAACUCCGGCUUUAAGGACGCUCUCGUUGAGGAGAACGUCCUUUUCGUCAGCUGUGGACAUGACCACGUAAACGAUUACUGUAUGCUCGAGAAGGACGAAAACAGCAACAAGCCAUCCCUCUGGAUGUGCUACGGCGGUGGCUCCGGCUUUGGAGGCUAUGGCGGCUAUGGCGGCUACGUGCGCCGGAUGCGCUUUUUCGAUUUUGACAUGGGUCCUGGACGAGUGGUUACUUAUAAGCGUGUCGAAUGGGGAGAAACCGAGGCGAGAAUUGACGAGACGAUGAUCGUCGAUGGCGCGACUGUCAUCGGUCCGCAAGAGAACCAUUAGCAGUAUAAUUAAGAUUAAGCGUACGGUUAGCCAUGGCAUUUGACCAUCUGCUCAGCUUCAUGCUGCUUCAUGUAGUAUUUUUCCCGGACUCAUCCGUAUGUGAAAAUCUCAAUACUUUGAUCUGGUGCAGGGCGGGGGGAAAUGCAUAGGAUCACUCUAAGCUUGAACACAUUGAGACGGGAAACAAAUAGU